CCCCGCCCACACGGCAAAAUGGCAGCGACCAUGAAGAACGUGGAGGAAAUUCGGAGUCGAGUGAUCCUCGGAGAGUUUGGCGUGAAGAACGUUCAUACCACAGAUUUCCCUGGAAACUACCCUGGGUAUGAUGACAGCUGGAACAUGGAGAACUUUCAGAAGAAUUUCAGAGUUGACGUAGUGCAUCUGGAUGAAAACAGUAUGGAGUUCGACAUGGUGGGGAUUGAUGCAGCCAUUGCCAAUGCCUUCAGAAGGAUCUUACUGGCUGAGGUACCUACCAUGGCUAUAGAAAAGGUGUUCAUCUAUAGUAAUACAUCCAUCGUCCAAGAUGAAGUCCUGGCCCACAGAUUAGGCCUCAUCCCCAUCAAAGCUGACCCUCGUCUGUUUGAGUACAGAAACACUGGGGAGGAGUCUGCAGAGGAAGAAGGUUCAGAAAUAGACACAAUUCAACUGCAGCUGAAGAUUAAGUGCAGCAGGAACCCCAGAGCGAGCAAAGAUUCCUCAGACCCACGAGAGCUGUAUUUGAACCACAUGGUUUAUUCCAGAGAUAUAAAGUGGGUCCCCAUUGGGAACCAGGCAGAUGUGUUUGCAGACUCCAGUAUCAGCCCCGUGCAUGAUGACAUUCUGAUAGCUCAGCUACGACCGGGACAAGAGCUGGACAUCGUCAUGCAUUGUGUCAAAGGAAUCGGCAAGGACCAUGCUAAGUUCUCCCCAGUGGCCACAGCGAGUUACCGCCUCCUCCCAGAGAUCACCCUCCUGGAGGCAGUGGAGGGAGAGAAGGCAGAGCGAUUAAAAUGCUGCUUCUCACGAGGAGUUAUAGACCUGGAAGAUGUUAAUGGCAAAAAGGUGGCCAAAGUUGUGAACAGUCGCCUGGAUACAUGCAGCAGGGAAGUCCUGCGACACAGUGACCUGAAGAAUGUGGUGAAGCUCGGGAGAGUGCGGGACCAUUUCAUCUUUACUGUGGAGUCAACUGGCAUCCUGCCUCCAGACGUCUUGGUCACAGAGGCGAUUAAAGUCCUCAUGGCCAAGUGUCAAAGGUUUCUCAGUGAAUUGGACUCUACUGUUAUUGAGUGAAAGGACGACUGAGCAGCCUGGCAGCUUCGGCUGCCUCUAACUGUGCUCGAAUGUUCUGUUUUCUCUGCUAUUUUGUGUUUGUCACUUUUCAUUAAACAAAUGUUGAAGAAAAACAUCCUCGUAUUACUGACAUGUCAGUGUACUUUAUAGUUUCCCUGUUCUUGCUUUCAUGAAAACAUUA
Molecule: messenger RNA, 1255 nt
Organism: Archocentrus centrarchus (flier cichlid)
Lineage: Eukaryota; Metazoa; Chordata; Actinopteri; Cichliformes; Cichlidae
Gene: polr1c
Product: RNA polymerase I and III subunit C
Exons: 9
Coding region: 19-1074 (351 amino acids)
Biological process (GO): DNA-templated transcription
Cellular component (GO): RNA polymerase III complex; RNA polymerase I complex
Molecular function (GO): protein dimerization activity; DNA binding
Source: RefSeq, a predicted model, not a curated record